AUGCGAGACGUUCUUCGCGCCUAUUUCUCUCGUAGAACUCUCGUAUCUCUUUACAAUCUCUUCUUAACCAUCUCCCAUAAGCUCCUCACUUCAUUCCCUCUCUCUCUCAUCAUGCCCAAAUCCAACGACGGCGCCGCCGCAGAAUCCGAGGCCGUUCCGCUGCUCGAUCUAUCUAAGCCUUCGUCACCGAUAUCCUUCCCGAUCAAAACUCUGCAAGACCUGAAAUCUCGUUCUUACUUCGACUCCUUUCACUUCCAGUUCAAUCGCUCCACCGUCCCUCUCCGGCGAAACUCCGACGGCUUACCGAAUCGCCCAAGGGUCUUAGUCUGCCACGACAUGAAAGGAGGGUAUGUAGAUGACAAGUGGAUACAAGGGUGUGAAAACGAGGCCGGAUAUGCGAUUUGGCAUUGGUACUUGAUGGACGUUUUUGUCUACUUCUCUCAUUCUCUCGUCACUCUUCCUCCUCCUUGCUGGACCAAUACUGCUCAUAGACAUGGCGUUAAGGUAAUUCGUCUCAUUAUUCAACAUCCGAAUUUUGAUUUUGGUUGA
Microthlaspi erraticum is the source of this 549-nucleotide messenger RNA. Lineage: Eukaryota; Viridiplantae; Streptophyta; Magnoliopsida; Brassicales; Brassicaceae. The record is from the annotation of a GenBank genome assembly.